UCCCCCUUGGCUCCCUCGGAGCCGGAGCGCCCUGCGCCCUGGCACUGCGUCCCCGUCCCAGCCCGGCGUGCCGAGGUCCUCCCACGGUGAGGACUUGAGUGGAUAGCAGGAGGGGGUGGAGGAGGCAGGCAAGGAGGAAGGGAGCAGACAUCGUGCCCCGCAGGCUUUCUGGAUGCUGAAGCCGGACUCACUGCAGAGGCAGCUGUGCUGUUCCCGGAGCUUGUGGGGUACAUCCGCUCGCAGGGGUUGCCUAGGGGGGCUCCUAGUUCCAGGGCCACGCAAGGUGGGUGCUUUCCCUUCUGGGCGCUGACCGCAGAGCCCACCUUCCCUCCGCCACCAUGAGCGGCUGCUCCAAAAGAUGCAAGCUUGGGUUCGUGAAAUUUGCCCAGACCAUCUUUAAGCUCAUCACCGGAACCCUCAGCAAAGAUAAGAUUGAAGAUGAGUUGGAGAUGACCAUGGUUUGCCAUCGGCCAGAGGGACUGGAGCAGCUUGAGGCCCAGACCAACUUUACCAAGAGGGAGCUGCAAGUCCUUUAUCGAGGCUUCAAAAAUGAGUGCCCCAGUGGUGUGGUCAAUGAAGAAACAUUCAAACAAAUCUACGCUCAGUUUUUCCCCCAUGGAGAUGCCAGCAUGUAUGCCCAUUACCUCUUCCACGCCUUCGACACCACCCAGACAGGCUCCGUGAAGUUCGAGGACUUUGUAACUGCUCUGUCAAUUUUACUGAGAGGAACCGUCCAUGAGAAGCUAAGGUGGACAUUUAAUUUGUAUGACAUCAAUAAAGAUGGAUACAUAAACAAAGAGGAAAUGAUGGACAUUGUCAAAGCCAUCUAUGACAUGAUGGGGAAAUACACAUACCCUGUGCUCAAAGAAGACACUCCAAGGCAGCAUGUAGAUGUCUUCUUCCAGAAAAUGGAUAAAAAUAAAGAUGGCAUCGUGACUUUAGACGAAUUUCUUGAAUCCUGCCAAGAGGAUGACAACAUCAUGAGGUCCCUCCAACUAUUCCAAAAUGUCAUGUAAUUGUGGACAUAGCCAUCUGGCUCUCAGAGACGUUGUACUGAACAACCACCUCUUAACACAUUGAUCUGCCCUUGUUCUGAUUCUACACACCAACUCUUGGGACAGAAACACCUUUUACAAAUUGGAAGAAUUCUCCACUGGAGACUUUCUAUGGAACCCAGCAUCGCGUGGCUCAGUCUCUGAUUGCCAACCCUUCCUUCUCCAUCUUCUUCAGAGAGAGAAGAUUAAAUUGGGUUUGUUUUGGAAGCAUGCUCAUCUCUUCAUGCUGCUGCCCCAUGGAAGGUCCCUCUGCUUGAGCUUAAACAGUAGUGCACACUUUUCUGCUUGCGUGCCCCAGCCCACCACCUCCAAGUCCAGCAGACCUUGAUGUAUCUGGAAGCAAGAUGACCUGAGCCAAAUGCACACCAUCCUCUGAUGGCCUCCCAAACCAAUGUGCCUGUUUCCCUUAUUUUGAUGGGAAGAAUGUGCAUUACACAGAACAAUACAAAUCAGUAUAUGACUAGAUUGGGAGAGCCAGCACCUAACAUAUGUAGGAUAAAACUGAAUUCUUAAGCAUGGCCUUGUCUGGUGACCCAAACUGCCCACAUCUUUUGUUUCCAGAGGCAAGAACCAAUAAUUCUUUUUCACACUGACAUCUGUGCUGGUAAUGCAAGUCCCUUAAUGUGCCCAGGAAGAAAGCCAAUGCCCAGUGGUCCAUGCCCUCAGUCCAUCUCCUGCUAGAGUCCAGCACUGCAUGCCCCUCCCAGAAAGCCCAGAAUGCCUGCAAAUUGCUGUAAUUUUAUACCAUGUUCUAAUCAAUAAACAGAACUAUUUCUUAUACUGUUAA
This is a messenger RNA of Canis lupus familiaris (dog), 1842 nucleotides long. RefSeq names its product potassium voltage-gated channel interacting protein 1 (gene KCNIP1). The record is from RefSeq and is a predicted model, not a curated record. Gene Ontology annotation, molecular function: calcium ion binding; transmembrane transporter binding; potassium channel regulator activity. Gene Ontology annotation, biological process: regulation of potassium ion transmembrane transport. Bases 339 to 1016 code for a protein of 225 amino acids. NCBI's taxonomy places the organism in Eukaryota, Metazoa, Chordata, Mammalia, Carnivora, Canidae. Gene Ontology annotation, cellular component: voltage-gated potassium channel complex. The transcript has 8 exons.